CUCUCAACCAUCUUAUCUUUAUGGAAGAGGACGAGGUCGUGGAGCCACCAAACACUCAACACCAUCAGGUUCUUCAUCAACCAAAGGACGAACACAGGAAGUUGUAGGCAAUGGCUCCUCUCAACAACGGCCAGGAAAUCUGGCCACUUCUGGGGCUUGGUCCGGCUCCAAUCAAAGUCCAAAGAGUCCCAGCUUUGAGAACCAGCGUCUAGAGUCUUCUCUCAGGUCUGUGGAGGACCUCUUUGCCAAAGCUAGAAGUGAGCAUCUGAAGGCAGCCCACCAUCAUCUACAGAACACGGCUGACGACCUGGAUGACUCAGAGGAUGAAGAGGAGGAUAUUGGAAGUAUUGUGUUGAACGGCAUUUUCCAGUCUUACGCAAAAACUUUUGAAAUCGGGAAUGGAAAUGAUGUCCACUCAGCUCAGGAAAAGCUGCUUCAUUCGUUCCGAUCAGGGACAUCGGCUUGUCUGGUCUGCAUUGAAACAAUCAAGAAAGAAGAUGCUAUUUGGAGCUGUUCUGGUUGUUUCUGCAUGUUCCACCUUCCGUGUAUACAAAAAUGGGUGAGAGAAGGGGUGUACCAGAAGCAGUACAGCUCUGGGGAUUUUGCCACUGACAAGAGUUCUGACAACAUCCUGUGGCAUUGCCCCAAGUGCCGGCACGAAUACUCACAGAGUCAGUGUCCCACACGAUACUUCUGCUUCUGUGGUAAACAGCCUGAUCCUCAGCCUGAUCCCUGGUUGGUGCCUCACUCCUGUGGGAAUGUCUGUGGACGCAGACUAACUCCAGAGUGUGGACAUUCUUGUCUGCUCCUGUGUCAUCCAGGUGCCUGUCCACCCUGUCCUGCGAUGGUCAAGUCUGCCUGCCACUGCGGGAAAAGUGUGCCUCGAAUGGUGCGCUGCAAUGCUCGCUCAUGGACUUGUGGGAAGACAUGUGGACGCACUCUCUCUUGCAAGCAACACCAGUGUCUGGAUAAAUGCCAUGCAGGUGAGUGUGCCCCCUGUACAAAAACCAGCGUGCAGGCGUGUUGCUGUGGCAAGCAGAAGUCUGAGCGGCCGUGUGACAGUGUCUCCUGGCAAUGUGAUAAGCCAUGUGGGAAGUUGUUGAGCUGUGGCAACCAUCUAUGUGAGAACAUCUGUCAUUCUGGUCCCUGUGGCAACUGUCCCAGGUCAGGUCCCAGGAGGUGCCCUUGUGGGAAGACAGAAUUCCAGUUACCUUGUACAGAAGACAUACCUACCUGUGGAGACACCUGUGGGAAACCCCUCGCUUGUGGACAACAUUACUGCACUCAGCGCUGUCAUCUGGGAGAUUGUGGACAGUGUAUGCAGAUGGCCAUCAAGAAGUGUCGAUGUGGGCAGAGACAAAAGGAGUUUCCCUGUGCUAAAGAGUUCCACUGUGACAAAAAGUGUAACAACUUAAGAAACUGCGGAGUUCACAAGUGUAACCGCAAGUGCUGCGAUGGCAACUGUCCCAGAUGUGAGCAGAUCUGUGGCAAGACACUGAGAUGCCGCAACCAUAAGUGUGCCAGCCAAUGCCAUAAAGGUCCCUGUUAUCCUUGCCCACUGACCAUGGACAUCACAUGCAACUGCAAGAAGACAAAGAUCACAGUUCCCUGUGGAAAGGAGAGAGUCACCAAACCUCCAAGAUGUAAUCUCCCAUGCAAAACACCGCCGGCAUGCCAUCAUCCAUCUCGUCAAAAGCACAGGUGUCACUUUGGGGACUGUCCGCCGUGCAGUUUUGUUUGCGGCAGAACCCUGGACGGGUGUGGCCACAACUGUCCCGUAGUCUGUCAUGAUGCUGUCAAAACUAAAGUACAAGAUGAAGGUGUGAAGGCCGGCCCCUGGGAACAGAGACCUGCACGUGUUGAAACACUUCGAAAGCCUUGUCCACCUUGUCAAGUACCCAUUCCUAUGAAGUGUCUGGGCGGACAUGAGACAUCGGAAAUACCUUGUUUCCGAGUGAAACCUUACUCCUGUGGUCGAAAGUGUGGCCGCAGGUUAGCUUGUGGAAAUCAUACAUGUGAGUUACAGUGUCACACAGUCACGGCUGCUCCAGACGCACAUUCUGCUGGGACAGAAUGCAAGCCAUGUGAACUAGGCUGUGAGGAACCAAGACCAGACGGAUGUACUCACCCUUGCGUGCGACCAUGCCAUCCUCCACCUUGCCCACCCUGCCACAUGAUGAUCCGCAUGCGCUGUCACUGCCAGACACUUGUCAAACACAUCGAGUGUGACAAGUGGAAUGCUUCAUCACAAAAACUACGUGACACCUUGAAGUCGUGUGGACAACCUUGUCCUAAAGAGUUGCCAUGUGGACAUCCUUGCGGGGCUGUGUGCCACAGUGGACCCUGCCCCAAUGCUGGCCGCUGUCAGAAGAAAGUCACUCUCAAGUGCAGAUGCAAGAGGAUCAAGAAGGAUGUUGUGUGCGCAGAAAGAGGAGCUGUGUCAAAACUGGAGUGUGAUUCCAACUGUAGACCUAACCAGAAGAAUGGUGAUGAAUUGGCAAAGCAAAAGGAGGAGGAAGAGAAAAAGAAACAAGAGGCAGAACUCUUGGAAUAUGAGCGAAUGAUGAAAGGACGGAAAAAGAAACACAGAAAACAGAAAGAAGAAUUGCAAGAGGAGACAUUUUGGAGCAAAUACAAACUCUUCAUUGCUGUUCUCACACUAGGUAUUGCUGCAGCGUGUGGUGUCAUGUUGUAUGCUAACAUGGAGUUUUGA
This is a messenger RNA of Candidula unifasciata, 2713 nucleotides long. NCBI's taxonomy places the organism in Eukaryota, Metazoa, Mollusca, Gastropoda, Stylommatophora, Geomitridae. The record is from the annotation of a GenBank genome assembly.